GAUACCGGCAAACGUUUGAUCGAACUACCCGCUAAUGAUCGGUGAUCGGCGGGCACACUGCCGGUGGUGGUAUUAUCUUGUCGGUAAUGCAUUAAUAAAUCAGCGCGAAAAAAUCGUUGAAAUGGUCAGAUAAUGAACACCGAUUCACUUCUAACUGGUUGACCCCGUCAAACACCCUACUGUGCGAACUGUGCCGAUUAAACCAACAACAAAAAAACGUGAAGAAGUUUGUGCGUGUGUGCCAGGCGGGACAGUUUGCUUAACCGCAAUAGUUCCACGUGUGUGGAAGGAUAACCUGAGAAGGGUACCUGCAUCCUUUAAAUCCAAUCAAACCAUUUUGCUUCAAGGACUAGACAAGGACAUGCUGGUGCAGUAUGCGAUAAGUGGACUGCUGGUGAUAGUGGGACAAUGCAUCCGAGAAAUCAAUGGCGAGUAUCAAACCAGCCUCACCUUCAACGAUAUCCUGCCGGAGGAUCCGAAGCUGUACGAUAAAAUGCGACCGCCGAAAAAGGAAGGCCAGCCGACGAGCGUUGCCUUCCACGUGACCGUGAUGGGGUUGGAUUCGAUCGAUGAAAACUCGAUGACUUACGCGGCUGACAUCUUUUUCGCACAAACGUGGAAAGAUCAUCGGUUGCGACUGCCGGAAAACAUGACGUCCGAGUACCGGUUGUUGGAGGUGGACUGGCUGAAAAAUAUGUGGCGGCCGGAUUCGUUCUUCAAGAAUGCGAAAUCGGUCACCUUCCAGACGAUGACGAUCCCGAACCAUUACAUGUGGCUGUACAAGGACAAAACGAUCCUGUACAUGGUGAAGCUGACGCUGAAGCUGUCCUGCGCGAUGAACUUUCUGAUCUAUCCGCACGACACGCAGGAAUGCAAGCUGCAGAUGGAAAGCCUGUCUCACACGACAGAUGACUUGGUGUUCCAGUGGGACGAGGAGGUACCAUUGGUUGUGGACGAGCACAUUGAGUUGCCUCAGCUGGCGUUAGUGAAAAACUAUACGGCUGACUGUACCCAGGUGUACUCGACUGGGAACUUCACCUGCCUGGAGGUGGUGUUCGUAUUGAAGCGUCGUCUCGGGUACUACCUGUUCCAUACCUACAUCCCAACCUGUUUGAUCGUAAUUAUGUCGUGGGUUUCGUUCUGGAUCAAGCCGGAAGCAGCACCGGCCCGGGUUACGCUUGGCGUCACGUCCCUGCUCACACUCAGCACCCAGCACGCGAAAUCGCAGGCUUCCUUACCACCGGUCUCGUACCUAAAGGCGGUCGAUGCGUUUAUGUCUGUCUGCACCGUGUUCGUGUUUAUGGCGCUGAUGGAGUACUGUCUGGUGAAUAUCGUGCUGGGUGAUUCGGAUCCACCGACACCAAAACCCCAUCCGCCCAAGAUGGAUAAAUUUUUCGACUUUACCGCCAAAAACGGGAAGCGCAACAGUAAGUCGCAUGAACAUACGCACGAGAUGCCAAUUACCACGUUUCAGCGACAGGAAAGCACGCUGCUGCUAUCGCCGGUACCGCACAUCCAGACGAUACCACCGCCUCCCAGCAAACCGGCCUCGGCCAUACCGAAGCUAACGCCGGCCCAGAUGCGACUGAAGCGAGCGAUCAACAUCGAUCGAUUUUCGCGUAUGUUUUUCCCGUUUCUGUUCACGCUGCUGAACGUCACGUACUGGAUCAUGUUCUACGAAUAUAUUUAAACUUGUACUUCUAUUAAGCGGUAGGUUAUGAAUGCAUGGUAACGAUCAUGUACCAUUUGUGGUUAUUUUUUUCUUCGGUAGGAAAAAACAAAACAAUCCCUUUGCGCUGUAGUGGGCAGAAAAUAUUUAACUCAAACUAGCUUUAGCAAACCACAACCUUAGGAAGAUUGAGCUGAAGGGAAGAAAAACAUGUAAAUUUUACAAAACACCGUACGCCUCCACGGAAACGAUUUCAAAUGCAAAAAGCAGGGUUAGUUGGACGAAAGAAAAGGCAGUUGAGAGCUGGUCGAAAAAUUGUGCAAAAUAGCAAGUUCUAAGUAGAACAUUCAUGCCAGUGUAAUUUAUUGAACUCUAGUAUAGGACGGUGAAAUUGUUACAUUUAAGCAACCCCCCCUUUUUCAUGCAAUUACAUGUGUACUGUACGAUUAGUAAAUGACGCUAACCAAUAGUUGUGAAAUAGUUUGAAAAAAACGUCGGGAACUAUUAGUCACUGCAUGUUUUCUUAUUUUGAGCGGGUUAGAAUAAUAUAAAUUGUGUACAAAGCAAGAGACGUAAAUCAUAAAAAAAAACAUUUCCAGUAAACAGACAGUUAAUUGAUAAUUUUAUUGUAAACUUAAAAAAAUAAUAAGAUACUAACAGUUUCACGAUAAAUAAAGGUUAGAAGAGUUUCGUGCUCU
Messenger RNA from Anopheles moucheti, 2367 nucleotides. RefSeq names its product glycine receptor subunit alpha-3 (gene ort). Gene Ontology annotation, cellular component: synapse; neuron projection; membrane. The record is from RefSeq and is a predicted model, not a curated record. The coding region runs from base 362 to 1690 and encodes 442 amino acids. Gene Ontology annotation, biological process: signal transduction; regulation of membrane potential; chloride transmembrane transport. The transcript has 5 exons. Gene Ontology annotation, molecular function: extracellular ligand-gated monoatomic ion channel activity; chloride channel activity; transmembrane signaling receptor activity. NCBI's taxonomy places the organism in Eukaryota, Metazoa, Arthropoda, Insecta, Diptera, Culicidae.